Molecule: messenger RNA, 1353 nt
Organism: Mesorhabditis belari
Lineage: Eukaryota; Metazoa; Nematoda; Chromadorea; Rhabditida; Rhabditidae
Source: the annotation of a GenBank genome assembly
AUGCUGGAGGAUCAGAUUUUGUUGAAAUCAAACCGCAACGAGAUCCACAACAUCUCCAAAGCCGCUGCUAAAUAUUCCGGAUUCUUGCAAACAUAUUCCACUUUUGAUGAAGCCACACUAAACAACAUUCAACCAAUUUAUUUGGCUAAUGUUUCAAGUAAAAUGUUGACUUUGAUCAUUUCUUGGUGUGAAUACCAUGCUGACAACGAAAAUCGAGAUUCUGUCACCCGUUGGGAGGAGGAUUUUGUCAACAAAUUGUCGAGAGCCGUCAUUUUGGAGUUGAUCAUCGCAAGCUCUCAUCUAAUGGUCGCCGAUCUGAAUUAUCGUUGUUGUCGCUGGGUUCUUGAUUCAAUCAAGGGCAAACCCCUGGAAGAGAUUCGCAAAUUCUUCCAAUAUAAAACUGGAACGGGACAUUUCAGAGCCACACCGAACUCCUCGGCAGCUCCAGAAAAAAUGAGCAACGCACUCGGUUGGAUAUCCUCUGGAGGCUCGAUUGCAGCUAUCCUCAUCUGCCUCUUCUACACUCCAUACUUGUGGGGACAGAUUGAGGAGGUUCAAAAUGAGAUCCAAAUGCGCAACGAUCGUGCCAGAGUCAAGGAGAUGGAGGUCUUGGAUGCGUUGAAGCUUGCCCGUGCCAGCACAGGCCGCAGUCGUCAUGGCCGUAGCGCCUGGGAUUCUGGAUCGUCUUCCCGCGAAUCUGCCCCACCAGCCUGGAACGGAAACCGCGGCGGUGGCGGAGGUGGCGGAUACGGAGGACAAUGCUCUUGCGACUCAUACAAUAACUGCCCCGCUGGACCACCAGGGCCCCCUGGAAGCCCCGGAGAGAACGGAUAUCCUGGAUCACCUGGAGGCCGUGGAGAGCCCGGAGCACCCGGACAAGCCCCACAAGGACACGAUGAUGGAUCUGGUUGCAAGCGUUGCCCUGGUGGACUCCCUGGUGCCCCUGGUGCCCCUGGACGCGAUGGAGCCCCCGGAGACCAAGGAGCCCCUGGACAAGAUGGAGACUCGUCGCCAGCUCCCGAGGGACCUGCUGGACAGCCUGGAAACGAUGGAGCCCCCGGACAGCCUGGAUCCGAUGGAGCACCGGGACAACCUGGACAAAAUGGAUCUCGUGGAACCCCCGGACCCCAAGGACCAUCCGGAGCCCCCGGACAACCUGGAGGCCGUGGAGCUCCCGGAGACAACGGAGCCGCUGGAGCCCCUGGCCAACCCGGACAAAACGGAGGAAACGGACGCCCAGGAGGCCCUGGAAGCCCUGGAGGCCGUGGCCACGAUGGAGGACCCGGACAACCCGGAGGUCAAGGCAGAGAUGCCAACUACUGUCCCUGCCCUCGUCGUUUUGCCGCCAAGCAC